UGAGUCGAGAGGCCAAUUGUGCGAGACAAUCCGAAAGAGGCCUUCCACCUACACUCAGCCUACUUGGUGCGAAAUUUGAUUUGCUGAUUUUUGUAUUUUGUGUAUAGGAAAGUUAGAAAAAACCAAUCGAACCGAUUCGGUGGUUCGAAACGUCAAAGCGCACUGCGAGAGAAGAAACGUCAGUGCGGUGGGAGUGUAGCAAACACAAUAAGGCAUCAGCAGUGCAGUGUUUGUACGUUAAAUUCGCCAACAAAUCAAUGACGAUUUUUACUACGCCUUUGUUCCAGUAGCCCAGGACACCCGAGAGCCAUCUGUGGAAUUAGUGGACAGCCAGCCUGGCCUGGGACUCUGGAGGUGGUGGACCCUGUGCCCCGUGGUGGUAAAGGGGCUGUGUGUGCGUUAGUGCCUUGCAUUCGGCACUGCAUUCGACGCAAAUAAAGUGCAGCGACCGUCGCGUAUCCCCUUACGGUUGUUCCGUUCAUUGUGCAGCACAGCGAUGCAUUAGUGUGGAUGUUUACGUUUUGUAGGAUCGACGACGGAAGCAAGACACAUCGUCCUUCCACAGAGGCAGGGGCAGGGGCUGCGGGAGUAAAGCAGAAGGUGAUCGGGUGACCACCCCCACACCACAAGCAGCAGCAGCAGCAAUCGAUAGGUCAGGCCCCGAGCUGCCAGGGCAGCAGUGCGCUUGAUGCUGGCUUGCAAAGACAGUUACGAACAUAAAGAAGAACAGCAUACGCGACAAAGGGGCUAAGGCGAAACAACGACGAGAACGGCCCCCCAUAACGGUUGCUGAAGCACAGAACAAACCGAAACCAUCGGGCUUGCCCGUGUGCUGUACGGUUUUAAUCGUUCUUCGCCAUCACUCCGUUACGCUGCAGGAGAGAAGUGAGGUUGGCUGGUGGACACGGGGUUUUGUUUCUGCCUGGGUCGCUCAAAGACCAAAGGACGAUUUGCAGAUUGUGAUUUUGUGUGUGCGUGCGCGCGCGCGUGUGUGGGGUUUUUUUGCUGUGUUGCAGCAGUGUGUGCACGACGGAACAACCGUCACUACAGCAUCCACAACACACCACCUCAAACAACAUCAAUCAAAACACGGUCGCCCGCCAAUCAAACACGGGUCAACCAUCGGACGCGCCCAACAGUCGUUGACAGCAGCAGCACCAGCACCAUCCGCAAGAAUAAGGUGUACCCAGGAGGAUGUGCACUUGAAGGUCGAACCCCGAUCGGUAGCAGCGAGAUCGACCCUCAGACGCGGUCUGGUCCUGUACUGCGGCUGCCCAACGACCAUGGAGUAAACGCACACACGGCUGUUGGAAGGACUGUUUCCGGUAACGCGCCUGUGUUGUGUUUGUGUGUACGCGCGCGCGAGUGCUGUGGAUACGGUGCAACAUCGAGAACGGCCCCAGCACCACUAGAUGAUGGUGGUUUGGGCGGACGUUGCUGCCGUCUUCAUCGUUGCCAUCAGCAGCCAACACUAGCAGCAGCAGCAGCAGCAGCAGCAACAACAGCCAGCAGCAGUAGCAGUAGGCAACAGUAUCUGGGCAGAUUAUGUAAAAAUCAUCAUCAUCCAUCUGUCGCCAAAUCGAGUGAGCGAGAGACAAAGCGGAUCGCGUCGGAGAGAGCCCAUAAGAGAGAGAGAGAUUGAGAGAGAAAGAAAGAGAGAGAAAAGAAUAAGAGAAAGGAUUUUGGCGCCCGCGAGAAGGAAUGUCAGCGGAGUCGCACCACCAGCAUCAGCAGCGCAUGCGAUUGCAGCACAGCGGUGGAGGAUCAGCGGCAACGAUGAUGGGUGGUAGCGGUGGUGGUGGUGGUGGCGUGGUGCGCUGCAUACCGGCGAUCGUACCACCGCAGGCCGUCAGCGAUCGCUCGAUCCUCGACAGUGUGGCCGGGUUCAUCAGCGACGUGACGCUCCAGAGCCAGAUACCCCUCGGCGACGCCAAGGAUCAUAUCCUCUGGGUGCGGUUCGAAAGUACGGCCGAUAUCAGCGACCCCUCGCUCGGUGACGACUGGGAGCUGGAGGGUGGCAUUGCGCCACCGUUGCUCCUGAUCCUCGGCUACGUGACCGGCGUGCAGGUUUGGAUCGUGCCGGCGAAUGGUGAAGCGAUUGAGGUGCUCUCCUGGCGCCACGGCUCUGUCAAGUGUUUGCGCGUCCUGCCCACGCCCAGCUCCUCCGUGUUCGAGUCCUCACUGCCCGAUCCGUAUACGCACAAGCGGCCGCUCAUAGCGCUGUGCGACAGCGGUGCUGGCUUCAGCUCGACAGGAGGUGCGCCAGGAGGAGGAGGCGGAGGAGGAGGGUCGGGGGGCACAAGCAACAGUGGCAACGCGAGCACUCAGUACACCGCCGUCAACUUCAUCUCGCUGAAAGACGGCGAAACGGUUCGGAGUAUCAAGUUCAAGAGCCCGAUCGUGGAUAUCCUGGCGAAUCGGGCUUCGAUCGUGGUGACGUUCGCCGAGCGAAUCGCGGUGUUCGAUGCGCGCACGCUCGACGACCGGCUGACGGUGACGACGUGCCAUCCGAGCCCGGGCAUCAAUCCGAACCCGGUGGCGCUCGGGCCACGCUGGAUAGCGUACGCCGAGCGGCGCCUCAUCCCGUCCAAACGUUCGAGCGGGGGCUGCGAGGGUGACGGUGUCACCAGCUACACGGCCACCGUGCUGAAUGCAGCCAAGAGCCUCGGUAAGGGGCUGCGGGAGCUCGGUGAGCAGGUGGCUGCCGGGCUGACCGGCGGCGGCAGCAGCCACAGCAGCUCGGGUAGUGGUGGUGCUAGCGCAGUAGCAGCAGCAGCCGGUAUAGGGAGUGGCAGCGAUCGUGGAUCGAUCGGUGGAAUGGGCGGUGGUCUUGGCGGUGGCGUCGGUGGCGCCGGCGGCGGCGGUGCACACGGGCACGGUCAUCAUGUGGGAUCGGCUGGUGGAGGUGAUGGCAGCGGAACCGUUGGUGGAACCAUGGUACACGGUAUCGGCGGUGUGAUGGUGAUGGGCGGUGGAAUCGUCGGUGGCAGCGAUGGCAAUCAGCAGGCAGGCGUCGUGACGGUGCUGGAUAUUAAAUAUCCGAUCAAGGACAUCAGCCCGACGACGGGCACGCCCAUCGCGAGCAAUGGCAACGAUCCGAUCGUUGCACACUUUGUCGCUCAUUCGGAAGCCCUGGUGGCACUGGCGUUCGAUGCACCCGGUAUGCUGCUGCUGACCGCUGACCGGCGGGGUCACGAUUUCCACGUGUUCCGGUUGCAUCCGCACCCGAGCGGGGCUUCGCUGGCGGCAGUGCACCAUCUGUACGUGCUGCAUCGGGGUGACACGACGGCCAAGGUGCAGGAUGUGGCUUUCUCGCUGGAUUCGCGCUGGGUUGCGGUGUCGACACUGCGCGGUACCACCCACGUGUUUCCUGUCACACCGUACGGUGGGCCGGCGGGUGUGCGGACCCACGGUUCGCCGCACGUCGUCAAUCGGCUGUCGCGCUUCCAUCGUUCCGCCGGUCUGUCGAUCGAUGCGAUGCGAUCGAGCAGCCCCGUUUCGCACGCCCUUGGUGCGGGUGGGGCCGGUGGUAGCGGUAGCGGGGGUAGUGGGGAGAGUGGACUCUUUGCUCACCAUACACCAACCGCGACCGCUUACGCGAACCCCCGCACACCGCCGUUUCCGCAUCCGACGACGGUGCAACCGUUGGCACAGCUACGCCAACCGGCAACCCUCGCCGGUACCAGUGUGAGUGGUAUUGGUGGAGUCGGUGGUGGCGGCGGAGGUGGUGGUGGUAGCUCGGGCAAGGGUUCCGGUAUCCAUGGUCAUCAUCACCAUCAUCAUCGGCAGCGCAACUCAUCGUCGUCGUCGUCGGACGAUCCGUCGGUGAAACCGCUGCGGGUUUGUGCCACGUUUGCGAAGGCACGCUCCUGGUUGCUCGAUCCACCCGGGUGUACGAUGCGCGAUACACCCGCCCAUCGCAUCCAGCGCAAGCCGGUCGACUCGCUGUUCAUCCUAGCCGCACACGGUGCCCUCAUCCAGUACGAUCUGGAGCCGAAGCAUGCCUCUGGAACGCCCAAGGAGAAGAUUUGCGACGACACACCGAUCGAGCUGGAGGUGGAACCCAAAGCCCAGUGGUGUCUGCAGCGGCAGGAGAUCGGUUUGGCUACCGGUGGCGAUCUUCAGCCACCGCUCUCGCUGGACAACUGGCUCAUUCGGGACCGUCUGCUGGAGGAAGGACUCGGUGGCAGCGGUGCUGGUACCGGUGGUGGUGUUGGUGGUGAGAGUGGAUCGCUCGACUACGACCGAUUGCAUCAUCCCGGGGCGGGCGUGGUUGGCUCCGAGCAGCAUCAUCAUCAUCAUCAUCCGCAUCAGCAUCCUCACCAUCAGCAUCGCGGGAGCACCGGUAGCAUCCACAUCGGCGGUGACCACGACGAUCGUUGGCUGUCACAGGUGGAGAUCAUCACGCACGCUGGACCACACCGUCGCCUGUGGAUGGGUCCGCAGUUCAUGUUCAAAACCUACAACACACCUAGCGGCUCCCCGCUAUCAUCGAUCGAUACGGAUGCAGUGGAGGUGUGCACGUCUGGCGGUGGAGGAAGCGCUGGUGUAGGAAUGGGGGCACCCGGUUGUAUCACUACCAUAGCCGGUCGGCCCGCACGCUCCAAUCCGAUGAACAUGCCUUUGGUGGGAGGUGGCUGCUAUGAGCACAGUCCGCGCUUGAUGAACAUGAACGAGUUCCGGCACCAUGAAAACCUGGAUACCGAGUUCUCCUCGCUCGGCCCGGUCGAAUCGCAGCUGCGCGAAGAUCUGGCGGACGCGAUGCGCGAAUCGCCACUAACGACCAGCCGCGACGCCACAGGUUCUUCUGCAGCAGGACAACUGCAGCAUCAGCACCAGCAGCCGACGCAUCAUCACCAUCACCACUACCACCACCAUCAUCAGCAACAGCAGCAGCAGCAGCAGCUGAUGUCAGCAAGCAACAGUGCUGCGGUUGCCGCUGCCACCGGUACCGGAUUGUCUUCGGUAUCAUCUUGCUCGUCGACCUCGAUCUACUCGUCGACGCACUCGCUCAGCUCGAUUUGUGAUCAGCAGCUCCAGCAACUGCAAGCCCAGCAGUGCCAACCGCAAUCGGAGCAACAGCCGCAACAGGCGCAGUGGAGAGGAGGGCAACCGUGUCAUCAUCAUCAGCAGCAACAACAGUCACAACAGCUGUACCAGGAAGGCGUAUCCUCGCGACCGAACUCGGCAGCUAGCGGUCGAAAUGCGGCCGGUGGUGGUGGUGGCGGCAUCACGAUCGCGAAGGUCGUCAAUCCACUGGGCACGGUCACAACGAUCAGUACACCGGCAACGGGGGCGGCUGCGGCAGCGGCGGCAGUGAUGGGUGGCUGCAGCGCAACCGGACCGGAGAGUCUCGAGUCGGACGAGUUCAUGCAGGAGUGCGACGAGGCGUACCUGCAUGAGAACUGCGACGAAGCGCUGUUUCGUCCCGUAGUGACGGUGCACGCAGCCGGCUUGGCCGUGCACGAGGUGGCCGAUCGGCGAGCGGCCCCCCGCUAUCGGGGCUCGUCACUGGAUCGCGUGGGUAGUGGCGGACUGGACGAUGUUGCUAACGUUGUCGGUGAGCUAGACUACGAUAAGCGCCCCGUUAGCCAGCCGGCUUCACUGAUCGGACGCGAUCUCAUCGUUCCGGUGAUCGAGGAGAAGAAUCUGCCACAGCGUACCACCGCCAGCACCAAUAGUAAACAGCAGCAGCAGCAGCAGCAGCAGCAUAACAAAACAGCAACUGCCAUCGGUGGUAGUGUGGUCGAGCCCAUCAGCACUAGCAACCGUAAACCGCCUCAGCAAGCAACCGGGGCCGUCGUAGUGGAAUUGGCUACAAAAUCGAAGGACUCCGGAAACCGCACCAAAAGCCAUGAGCGGAGCAGUCGUGGGCGGCAGGAGAAAGGUGGUACCGGUGACUGGACACCGGUCGAACCGAGCUGCCUGGAUUCCGCGGACACCGAGGUCGGUGGCAAACGAGGCGCGAUGAGUUGCGUUAGCGAGGAGUUCGUCAACGUCGAGCUGCCACCGAUGGCAUGUGGUACAGGUAGCGAACAGAAAGGCGAUAUUCUCCCCAAGGCGGCCGGCAGACGUGAGGUUCCGUCCACCGAGAAGACCACUGGUUCGGAACGAGCAAAGGGCAGGAAGGACAUGGGCACAACGACGCGGCAUAGCGAGGACGGAAGGGGUGGAAUACGUAAUAACGGCAAGCGUGGUGGUGGCGGCGGCGGCAAACAGGAGUCCCACGGAGUAGCAGAGGUGGUGCGCGGCAAGGAGGGCAAAGCGAGCGGCCGAGGCGACCGAAAGCACGAGGUGCUCCAGAUGCUGCCAGCUGAAGAUGUUGCCGAAGCGAUUGCCGCGUGCGCCAUAGCCCUACCACCACUCGAGGCACUGAAGAUCGACGACAACGAACUGUUCGGGGAGGAGGACAGUGAUCAACCGGCCCUCGUCGGCGACAGAUGCGCCCCUAUCCGGACCGACGAGGAUGAAGCAGUGGGAGCAGGUCGUGAAAAAACAAAACCGAGCGGUGGUGACCGAGCCUCACCAUUGCUGCCGAAGGCUGGAUUCUGUGCCAGGGUGAGCGAGGAGCAACCGGCACCGGCCCAUACCACCACCACCACCAGCACGGCUGGUGCGCAGGAUGAGUUUUACGAUUUCAGCGCCAAGUACGAGAUGAUGGACUUCGUACAAGCACUGCCACCGCUCGAUGGGCAGACAGCAGCACCGCUGAAGGGUACCGUAUCGACCGACGGAGAGGAGGAACGCACGCUGAUCAGCUUCGAAAGCCCGUUACAGGAGAAGGCUCCCGCGGGGGCUGAGCGAAAGAAGGGAGAGGAUAGGAUCACCUGCGGUGAUCAGCAGCAGCAGGAGCUAUCAGAUCAGCGCCACCAGGUGGCCGAGCAGAUGCAGAACGUGCUGCACGGGGGCAACAUCCUGCUGGCGAUGUGUUCCAGCCUACGGGAAGGCUCACCAGCGAUCACCAUGGCAGCGGCAGCGGCGCCUACUACGACUGGCACCGCGAAAAAGCAGGCAGCACCCCUCGUAAACCAGGACCAGGACUUGGAGUACAAGAGUCUCGAGCCGGAAUCAUUUGGUGGAUGUGCUGGCGACGACGAUGAUACCACCGGCACGCAACAGACAACACUAGCAGCAGUCGCGCAGCCAUCUGACGAGUCGGAACCGUCGCCGAUCGUUACUCUGCUGGAGUCCAGCGACAAUGGUAGACGGCGCCGCAAACACAAAAAGGAGCACGGUGGUCUGGCAGAUUCAAUUCAACAUUCAGCUGAUGUUGCAUCAGCGCCGUCGCCACCAGCGUCUAGCUCCGCCGCCGGCGAGGGCAACAAUGAGGAGAGGGAGGAGUAUGAGGACGACGAAGAGGAGGAAGAGGAAGAUGAGGAUGAAGAUGAGGAAGGAGAGGUGGAAGGGGCGACAGUGGAGCAUGCGGAGGGUGAUGAGGCGGAAGACGAGGAGCUGCAGCCGCUGAUCUCGAGCAACAAAACGUCCUCGUCCUCGCUCUCCGGUACGACCUCCGCUGCCCAAGGCAAACCGGAUGCCGACUGUGCCAUCGGCAAUGUGCAGGCAAUCGCACCCGUCACCCCCAAGGGGCAGGAAUACAUGCGUAUUGCACAACUACAGCAACAGCAGCAGCAGGGGGCUGGCGACGAUGGCGAAGAAGAUGGAUCAACGGAAAUGGUGGAUAGAAACGGCAGCAGCAUGGUGGGCGCGUCUCGCUCAUCGUCACAUGCCCAACAAUCUAGCGCACUGCCAGCCAACACUGAAGCAGUAGACACGGCGCCAGCAACAACGUCUACAGCAUCCAAGAUGGGAUCCGGCUCUAGCCAGCAGCAACGUGCAGCAGCAGCGGCUCCCGGAGGAUCUGGGCAUGGGGGAUUCGGCAGCGGGAACGGGAGCGGUGGAGGCAGUGGGGGGAACGGGAAUGGAAAGAAGAAGUCGAAGAAAAAAAGGAAAUAAUCAAUGCAGGCAAAGCAGCAGCAGCAGCAGCGGCAGCAACGGCAGCAACGGCAGCAGCGACAGCAGCGACAGCAACGGCAGCAACGAACAGUGCUGCUGAUCGUACUAGCAACAUCGUUGGUCUCUGCCGCCUGCAUCGUCCUGUAUGUUGAGCUUUAUGGGCCCACCCUUCUACCACCCAAUACUGUGCGCGCACUAUGAUAGCCAGAGAGAGAGAGAGAGAGAGAGGGAGAGAGAGAGGAAUGCCGGAGAUUACACGGAUUGCUCCCGCUGGCGCGUCCCGCAAAAUCCAUUUCAGUUUAGGUUUCUUUUUUUCAUUUCGAAAAACUACUACUUAAAAUGAUCGCAUAACGCACGAGAGCUCUCUGUUCGACUCUGUUCCCCCUUUUCGGUGUCACUCAACGUCACAAUGAUCAGUCGCUAUACAGCUCUCUUCCCUCCUCCUCUCUCUCUCUCUCUCUCUCUCUCUCUCUCUCUCUAUCUCCCUUUCUUCAUUACUUUCUUUCUACUAGUUGCUAGAAGGUGCAUGGCCCUGGAGCCAUUGCGAGGAAAUUUGAAUUAAAGACGUUGCUCUGCUCUGUUGGAAGCCCAUUUAGCAGAGCUGGGUGAGUUGGUAUAUAAGGGUUGAAAAUGAGCGCGUCGCAUCAAAGCAGGGGUACUAAUCAAGCGAAACGAAAUAUCCGCUCGUGAUGCUAGUUGUUAUAGUUGGGUUCUUAUAGUUGAGCGCAAAUUUUGAGACUACGGUCGUCGGUUAUGACAUUGACUGGUAGCUCGCAAUCCGGGGACGCCGCAAGAUGGAAGGCCAUCUUCAACAAAAAACGAUGAAAAGACUAAAAAUAACUUAUAUAUUAAACUAGUUAAUGCUGUUACAUCUUUAAAUAGACACCAAAAAAAAAAACAAAGAAAAAAGGCAAAGCGUACGAAGCAAGAAAAAUGUUUAAAAAGAAAAGCAAAAAAAAGGAGAAGAGAAUAAUUAAUAUUUAAUCAACCAAAUGCGAGGAGCACGAGGUCACGGUGAACCAGCUGGAAAUGCUCGACCACAGGAGGAGCUGGAGGUUGAAGUGAGAGAAAAAAAUGGAAGGACACGCAUUAGAAAGCAGAGCAAAAAAAAUUAUAUAUAUAUAUGUGUAAGAGCAGAUAUCUACUGAUCGGCGAAAAGGCAAGUAGUUCACGAUCGAUGACUGUUGUUACGGCAAAACAAUUGUUUUUUUUUCGCUGGGAAAGAAGUAAAACAAAGGCACACGCGAGCAAAUGUGAUUAUUUAUAUAUUCAUUGGAGGUAGCGAUAACGCGCGCGAAACUGCGCGAAACAUGCGGAAAACGGAGAGAAACGAACCGAUUAGCGUUUAACAAGGACGAUUAACGAGAUAAAAGCAACAAAACAAAACAAAAAACAAAUAAGGCAAGUAUGAUAGUAAUAAUAAAGUAAAUUAAACAAGCAACCAACAAAACAGGUGAAAGCAAGGCUAACGAAGCAAAACGCAAACAGCAGAUGCAGGCGUUAGGAGCAGCGUGACAAAAAAAAGAACUAUUUUACUUAACCACCGCAGCACAGCGAAGGUAAAACUUCGCUGCGCGCGAAAGUUGUCAAGAAAUGCAUCAAGUGCUUAGUGUGUGGGCGCGGGGAGGGAGAGGGGUGCCAGGGCCAUCCGACCACAUUACAAAGAACAGGCCGGGGUAGGUGUACACGAUUGAUAUGUGCAGGAUUGUGUGAAUUUAUGCAUGUGUGUGUGUUUGUGUAUGGAGUCCUUCGCUAUCAACUAGCCUCGAAAUGGGGACGAUAAGGGGAAGACCGGUUGUAGGGGCGGUGGCGCUUAUUUCAAACUAACCGGGAAGAUAGAACAACGAAAAGCUUCUGCAGCGCGCCCGGAAAGCGUCAUAAAAUGAAAAGAAAAGUAAUAAAAAAAACUGGAAAACCAAAUGAACAACCACGAAUGAUGAAUCGCUUACAACAACAACAACAGUCACGUUGGCUUAACCACGGAACAAAAACACAGGGCUGUUGAGGGGUUGCUCGGGUGUUGCUUUUCUAUUCAUAUGGUGCGUAUUUGAUGUGCUUGUUAUUAUUGCAAUGCAAUGCAGCAGCAGCAGCAGCAACAGUAGUAGCAGACACACCUGUGAACUACAUAGUAGCGUUUUGCUUUGGUGUUUCUGUUCAAUAGAUUGCAAUUUCUGUCAGCUAAUCAUUUUCC
Anopheles darlingi is the source of this 10144-nucleotide messenger RNA. RefSeq lists its product as uncharacterized. The transcript has 7 exons. Gene Ontology annotation, cellular component: cytoplasm. Lineage: Eukaryota; Metazoa; Arthropoda; Insecta; Diptera; Culicidae. Bases 1702 to 7953 code for a protein of 2083 amino acids. Gene Ontology annotation, molecular function: protein binding. The record is from RefSeq and is a predicted model, not a curated record. Gene Ontology annotation, biological process: autophagy; response to starvation.